Molecule: messenger RNA, 1440 nt
Organism: Coccomyxa subellipsoidea C-169
Lineage: Eukaryota; Viridiplantae; Chlorophyta; Trebouxiophyceae; Coccomyxaceae
Product: protein disulfide isomerase
Exons: 13
Coding region: 1-1440 (479 amino acids)
Cellular component (GO): COPII-coated ER to Golgi transport vesicle; endoplasmic reticulum
Source: RefSeq, a predicted model, not a curated record
AUGGCAAGAGUAUUGCAAAAGCUGCGGAGUGUGGAUUUCUACCGGAAGAUUCCCAAUGACCUUACAGAAGCUACUUUGGCAGGAGCUGGCAUAUCAUUAGUUGCUGCGUUCACCAUUGUGGUGCUCCUAACAGCGGAGCUCAGCAGUUUCCUGGCAAUUGAGACCAAGGAGGAGCUCAUUGUGGACAGAAGUGCACAUGGCGACCUGUUGCGAAUCAAUUUCAACAUCAGCUUCCCUUCACUUUCGUGCGAGUUUGCAACUCUGGACGUCAGUGACGCGCUUGGCACGAAACGGAUGAACCUAACGAAGACGAUCAGGAAACUGCCGAUCGAUGAAGACGGGCAGAGGGCGGGUUACUAUGUACAUGACGACCUCAGCAACGUAGACAUCAAGUAUGAUGAGCCCUCGGUGUCACAGGACUUUGCGCUUCCUCUCAGCAAGGAUAGCUUCAAGGCGACGCUUGAAGCCUACUCUAUAGUGGUGGUUAAUUUCUAUGCCCCCUGGUGCCCUUGGUGCCAGCGGCUGGAGCCGACAUGGGAGGCAGUGACUCAGGAGGUUCACACCAAGUACCCCGACGCUGAUGGCAGGAUCCGAUUCGCUAAGGUGGACUGCACUACGGAGGUGGACUUGUGCAGGGAGCACCAGAUUACGGGCUUCCCUUCCAUCCGGGUCUUCCGCUCAGGCCAUGACGAGGUGAACGUGCAUGGAGUGAAGGAGCACGAGUCAUACCGGGGGGACCGCACCCAGGCCUCCCUGCUGGCGUUCGCCGACAACCUUGCGCCGUCUGCCGGCCAGCCGCACCACUACAUCAGGCAAGCCCCCCAUUCAAACAGGCCACUCCCACAAGCCGCAUCGGCUUUGCGUACGAGUGGGUGCGCUCUGUCGGGCUUUGUGCUGGUCAAGAAGGUGCCGGGGGCACUGCAUUUUCUGGCCAAGUCGCCCGGCCACUCCUUUGACUACCAGGCCAUGAACAUGAGCCACGUCGUCAACUACCUCUAUUUUGGCAAUAAGCCCUCGCCGCGGAGACACCAGUCACUGGCAAAGCUUCACCCGGCGGGGCUCAGCGAUGACUGGGCGGACAAGCUGGCAGGGCAGGACUUCUUCUCACGCGCCGCCAAGGCCACCUUCGAGCACUACAUGCAGGUGGUCCUGACAACGAUUGAGCCAUCCAAGCACCGCCCAGAGCUUAGCUAUGACGCCUACGAGUACACGGUGCACAGUCACACGUAUGACACCGCCGACAUCCCUGCCGCUAAGUUCACAUAUGACCUGUCGCCCAUCCAGAUCCUCGUCAGCGAGAAGCGGCGCGCAUGGUACCAUUUUGUGACAACAACUUGCGCCAUCAUUGGAGGUGUCUUCACUGUGGCUGGUAUUGUGGACGGUCUGGUUCACACCGGCGCCCGAUUUGCCAAAAAGGUCGAGCUGGGGAAGCACACUUGA